Molecule: messenger RNA, 201 nt
Organism: Tuber aestivum (summer truffle)
Lineage: Eukaryota; Fungi; Ascomycota; Pezizomycetes; Pezizales; Tuberaceae
Source: the annotation of a GenBank genome assembly
GGGCGCGAGAGGAUUCUUGGACCUGACCACCCGGGCGCCCUGUCAAGUGUCAACAACCUAGCUAAUGUGCUGAGAGACCAAGGAAAGUACGUCGAAUCAGAGGCAAUGAAUCGGCGUGCACUGGAGGGGCAGGAGAGGAUUCUUGGACCAGACCACCCACACACCAUCACGAGCGCCAACAACCUAGCUAUUCUAUUGCGG